This is a messenger RNA of Saccostrea cuccullata (small rock oyster), 1734 nucleotides long. RefSeq lists its product as uncharacterized. Bases 855 to 1532 code for a protein of 225 amino acids. The record is from RefSeq and is a predicted model, not a curated record. NCBI's taxonomy places the organism in Eukaryota, Metazoa, Mollusca, Bivalvia, Ostreida, Ostreidae. The transcript has 3 exons.
UUAGUCAUGGUAUUAGAAUUUUUCUUUUUAUAAUGAGUAUUUUGCAAAAGCCAAAUUGUUACAAAAGCUAUGCACAUUUGAUUAGAUCUCUACAAAUUAAGACUUAAUAAGUCAUUCGUGCUUCGACCGAGAAACGGAUGAACAUGCAAACCGUGGUAGAGAAACACUUAUCAAAUGCGAUAUUAAUUACGGGAAAUUAAAUUAGACGCCCUUGUGAAAAUAAAUUUUAAAUAGCGUAUGAAGCCCUCUCUGCUCUAAUUUAAAACAUAUCUCCAUAAAAGAUUAAGAAAAAUAGGAUAGGGCUACUUUGCUUUUUCAACAUAUACAAUGCACAUUCGCUAUAUCACCACCAGCUCUUGUUGUCAAACUUCAACAUGUUCAAGUCCAGCAAGCCAGAAAUACUGUUACAUGUAUUAUCACUGGUUUUAAGAAACAGAAGACAUUAUAUAAGAUUAACCCUAGAUAACAUGCGAUUUUUGUCGAAUUUUCGGGUAGGUUAGAUCACACACGUGCUUCAAUGGAAGUGACAUCGAAGCUUUGAAAUUCAUAAUAAUUAAAGAAACAUCUUAAACAAAACUCGAAUUCUGAGAAACUCUUUUCCGUUCUUUUUAAAAGAGAGAAGUGUUAUUUCAUAUUAAAAUGAAAUUCAUGCAUGAUCAUAAAAACCUUUAAAUUUAGAGGUCGAAAAACAUAAUGUAAGGAUAUUUACAGUUCAAUUAAGCUUUAAGACGUUGCCUUGCGUAUAAUUGCUUAUUAUGGACAAUGCAUUAUCUCCUAUUAAGGACAUAUGCAAGGUUCCUUACCUAAUGAUAGUUUUUCAAGAUAUUCUUAAUUUAAACUUAUAAUACCAUUACAUGUUCUUAGACAAAAAAUUAGCAUAUACUUUACGUGCCAAAAGUGGAAUUGCAUUAUCCCCCAAAACAGUCACAAAUGGUUGGGCAUCUUAUGGUGUGACUGAGAAACCUGAAGUCAGAGCGGAAUCUGGUGUAACGGCGACGCAAGCACUCACAAGUAUUCCGAUUAUUGAAAAUUCAGCAACAUUAGGGAUAACCUUGGAAGAUGAUUCUUCAAAUAAAACAUUUCUAGACAGUUAUAUGUAUAUAAUUAUUGGUGUAUGUGCUUUUGAGGCCAUAUUGGUAAUUAUCGGAGUGGUUGUGGGAAAGAGAUUUUGUUCAAGUGCGUCAAAAAAGUCUCGACCAGGAACGACUGUAACUGAUGAAUUAAUGGCUGCAUCGAUAGAAAACUGUGCUCACAAUGUCUACGAAUCGAUUCCUCUGGAACAUUUCAAUUCAAAUGACGUCAAAGAAAUUGACGAAGGUGUUUAUGUAGAAUAUCCUGAUAAUGUCUAUGACCGUUCAUUUGUCCGUAGAACUCACGCCUUCCAAAACAACGUGUACGAGACAAAUGAAGCCAUCUACAACGUGUCAUUUUCAAAGCGAGACAAUGACAUUUUACACGGUUCUAAUAUUUAUCAACCCUGUGAAUUGACAACAUUCUUGAAGCAAGAAGAAAAUUGUGAAAUGAAAUACUAACCUUGAAGUUGUGAAAAAAAAGAAACUAAAGGUUAUGAGAACAUAAGAUUUAAAGUCUUAAACAAAGCAGUUAAGAACAUUUAUGCGCCUUGUAAAAAUAAAAUUUAUUGUUUUAUAUUCACAGCUUUGUGAUUGAAAGCUAAAUGUGGUCAACUGUGUUUAAAUUUGCAUUUAAAUAUAAAUAAAUGAUAUAGUUUAUGUC